AUGCAAAUCGCCACACCCGACAAUGACAGCUGCGCCAAAAACACCACCCCUCCAAGGUUCUUUUGGAAACACAUCAUGCCUCGAAAAACAAAAGAACGUCCUGCUCGACGAAAGAUCGUGGCGUUGCCAGUGGGUUCUACUAGCAGUAGUCCAACAUGCCAAAAGAGCCUUCCCAUUGUCCUUUUCACGCCGAACAUUGAUGCUCUAGAGGAGUCCGACCGUCGAGAAAGCAACACAAUGCGGCAAGUGCCGCAACUGGAACAGCAAGAAGAAUCAGAGGGAGAAGAAGAAGAAGAUCGAUCGUCGUUGUGGAACGACAUGGAGAUCUUCCUCGCUACCCUUCCCGUUUGGUAG
Seminavis robusta is the source of this 354-nucleotide messenger RNA. NCBI's taxonomy places the organism in Eukaryota, Bacillariophyta, Bacillariophyceae, Naviculales, Naviculaceae. The record is from the annotation of a GenBank genome assembly.